AAAAAGAAUCCUAGAUUUUCACUCUCCUUCCAUUUAUACCCGUCUGAUUGCAUCAGACUUCACUCUCUCUUCAUCUCCGCCUCCUGAUCCAUUUCAAAACACUGACCUCAACUCGCAGGCCCAGAAAAAUAAACUGAAGGACACUCUGCUUUGGCCCUUCACUGCGCAUGCAAGCUGAUGAAGAAUCAGUGAUGUGAAGAAUAUAAUAGCUUUCACUUGAAGGGUCAGAAGCACCAGAUAAGUCAAAUUUAGGACUUGAUUCAAUGUGUUAACUUUGCUUCUAAGAGCUUCACGGCCACAGUUGAUCAAAGUUUUUAUUAUUUCUAAGUUUUUGUUCAGGUUUUGAUCAAUCAUCCAUGUCAUCAUCACUUGCUGUUAGAGAUAUUGAUCCUUUGUUGAAGGAUUUGAAUGAAAAGAAGCAAAAUUUUAGAAAAAAUGUUGUGUCUUUAGCAGCAGAGUUGAAGGAAGUUAGGAGCCGUUUGGCAUAUCAAGAACAGUCUUUUGUUAAAGAGAGCAUAACAAGACAGGAAGCUGAAACAAAGGCUAAGAUCAUGGAAGAAGAGAUUUGUAGAUUGCAGAAAACAUUGGAGGAGAAAAAUGGACAGAUUGAGGCUUCAGCUUCUAAUACUGAGAAGUACCUGAAGCAAUUGGAUGAUCUUCAAGGGCAGCUUGCAAGCACACAAGCAACUGCAGAUGCAAGUGCUGCAUCAGCUCAGGCAGCUCAGCUUCAAUGUUCAGCAUUGGUUAAAGAAUUAGAUGAGAAGAAAAAUUCCUUAAAGGAACAUGAGGAUCGAGUAACUAGGCUAGGAGAACAAUUAGAUAAAUUGCAAAAGGAUCUUCACGUGAGGGAAUCUUCACAAAAGCAACUGAAAGAAGAGGUUUUGAGAAUUGAGCAUGAUAUUAUGCAAGCUGUUGCCAAGGCCGGUGCAAACAAGGAUUGUGAAUUAAGGAAGUUGUUAGACGAGGUUUCUCCAAAGAAUGUUGAAAAGAUCAAUAAACUUCUUAUUGUUAAGGAUGAAGAAAUAGCCAAACUGAGAGAUGAAAUAAGGAUUAUGUCUGCCCAUUGGAAGCUCAAAACUAAAGAAUUGGAAUCACAGUUGGAGAAGCAGCGGCGAGCUGAUCAGGAACUGAAAAAGAGGGUGUUGAAGUUGGAGUUUUGCCUCCAGGAAGCUCGUGCUCAGACACGAAAGCUUCAAAGGGCAGGAGAGCGAAGGGAUAAAGCAUUGAAAGAACUAAGAGAACAGUUAGCAGCAAAGCAACAAGGUGCACCAGUGGAUUUGGAGAAACAGAAUUUCUGGGAAACCUCAGGUUUUAAGAUGGUAGUAUCCAUGUCAAUGUUGAUCUUGGUUGUCUUCUCAAAGCGAUGAAACAUUAAGUAACAUAGUUAUCCUUGUGUAUAAGGCAUGAUGAAGCACCUGAAGUCCACUUUGUGAAAGAGUGUAGGAAAAAAGCUGUAGAGCCAUUUUGGUUGUAGAGGAUCUGUUUCUUGCAUAGUGUCAGUGAAGAACAUUCUUUUUCUUUUUUUCUCACAACUGGAAAUAUUUGCAUCACUUAGUCUUGUAAGUUGAACAUCUUUACAACCACAGUAAAGGGCUGAACGAAUGUAAUGGCAGAAUUUAGUAGAAAGUUAAGGAUGAAAUAGACGUGUAUCAUGUCCUUUAUA
Molecule: messenger RNA, 1663 nt
Organism: Mangifera indica (mango)
Lineage: Eukaryota; Viridiplantae; Streptophyta; Magnoliopsida; Sapindales; Anacardiaceae
Product: nuclear envelope-associated protein 2-like
Exons: 6
Coding region: 357-1367 (336 amino acids)
Source: RefSeq, a predicted model, not a curated record